Coffea arabica (coffee) is the source of this 1437-nucleotide messenger RNA. Its product is annotated as pentatricopeptide repeat-containing protein At2g46050, mitochondrial-like. NCBI's taxonomy places the organism in Eukaryota, Viridiplantae, Streptophyta, Magnoliopsida, Gentianales, Rubiaceae. The record is from RefSeq and is a predicted model, not a curated record. Gene Ontology annotation, molecular function: RNA binding; protein binding. Gene Ontology annotation, biological process: RNA modification.
AUGAGUCAAGUGUUGCAUUGCUUUGUAAUGAAGUUGGGCCUGUGUGAUGAUCUUUUUUUAAGAAGUGCUCUUGUAGAUAUGUAUGGAAAACUUAGGCUUGUUGAAGAGGCUAGGCAUGUUUUCAUUUUUAUUAAACAGAAAGACUUGGUGCUUUGGAAUACGUUAGUUUCCUGCUAUGUACUUAAUUCUUUUGAGGAUGAGGCACUGAGACUGUACAAAGUAAUGAGGUCUGAGGGGUUAACAGGUGACGAGUUUACAUUCACAAGUUUGCUUAAUUCUUGCGCUAGUUUUGGAAAUUGUCAAUUGGGCAGGGGCAUCCAUGGGACUCUAGUUAAACUUAGCUUUGAUUUGGAUGUUCUGGUGGCUAGUUCACUUGUUGAUAUGUAUGCAAAGAAUGAAAGUUUAGUUGAUGCUCGAAAGGUUUUUGAUAUGAUGAUCUCAAAAAAUGUGGUUUCUUGGAACACUAUGAUUGUUGGUUAUGGACAAUAUGGUGAUGGGGUUCAGGCUAUGAAACUUGUUAACAAAAUGUUUCAGGAAGAUUUCCAUCCGGAUGAGCUGACUUUGGCUAGCGUCUUCAUUUCAUGUGGUAUAUUAGCCAUGGUUGGUGAAAUCACACAACUUCAUGCAUAUACUGUAAAGAAUGGUUUGUCAUCUUUAACAUCAAUUGCUAAUGCAAUGAUUAGUGGAUACUCCAAGUGUGGUAGCAUUGUUUCUGCCUUGCAAGCUUUUAGGUCAAUUUUAGAGCCUGACCUUGUCUCAUGGACAUCUAUGAUUGGAGCCUAUGGAUUCCAUGGUUUUCCACAUGAAGCUACUGAACUUUUUAAGAGGAUGUUAUCUAAUGGUGUGAAGCCAGAUCGAAUUGCAUUUCUUGAGGUUCUGUCCUCCUGUGGCCAUGGUGGAUUGGUCAAUGAGGGGUUACGGUACUUUGCUCUGAUGACUGAUGUCUAUAAACUAGUUCCAGAUCCAGAGCAUUAUGCUUGUCUUGUUGAUCUUCUUGGAAGAGUUGGGCUUUUGAAGGAGGCUUUUGAUGUUUUGACCUCAAUACCAGUGGAACAUUGUUCGGAUGCUAUGGGGGCCUUCCUUGGUGCUUGUAAGGUACAUGGGAACCUAGGAUUAGCAGAAUGGGCAGCUGAAAAGCUGUUUACUUUGGAGCCAAAAAGGGCUGUAAAUUAUACUCUCCUGUCAAACAUGUAUGCUUCAAAUGGAGCCUGGUCUGAUGUAGCCACAAUUCGUAGAUUGAUGAGGGAGAUGUGUUAUCCUAAAGCUCCUGGUUGUAGCUGGAUGGAGAUUGCCGGGAAGGUAUAUUCAUUUGUCUCAGGUGACAAGUCCCACCCGCAUGCUAGAAUGGUUUAUUCCAUAUUGGGACAUCUUUAUGAGCUAAUGAAAGUAGAAGUGAAAGAAUCCACAGAGAUCUUCAAUUCGUUGUUCUUAAAUUGA